AUGGCCAUCGAUCAGGAAACACCGAGCGAGCAUAUUAUAGUUGAACCGCCUUCGAAACGACUAAAAUCCGAAAUGCAGGGCGAGACAUCCCCAGCGCCCACGCCAAGUGAAUACGGACUACUGUUAGGGAAGCUUUGGGACCCAGAAUUCUCCGAUGUUACGGUAUAUGUCGGCACGGGCCGUCAAGAAUACAAACUUCACCGUACUAUAAUUUGUGCCGAAUCUGAGUACUUAAGGAAAGCUUGCAAGGCAAUGAAGCCAGGUGGUAGCCCCCAUCGGGUGGAAUUACGAAAUAUAAAACCUGCCGCCUUUGAUGUCAUUCUCAAGUGGAUAUACGGAUGUGGUUACAGCGUUCCUGAAGACUACGAACCUUCAAAAUUCCUCGAUACAUAUACAGCAGCAGAUCAUCUCUGCAUUCACAGCCUCAAGGAAGAGAUCAUGCACCAAAUCACUACUACAAUCCAGAUGGACGUUGUGAAGAACAAAGCUACGCAUGAUUGUACGAUCCAAAAUCCUAUCCACCUUAUGUGGAGAUUCGCACAGGUCUCAACAUCGAAGGAUUUUGAUGUGCUUCAGAAACCAGUUAAGCAGUUUCUAGCUCUGAGGGGGGUCAAUACGGAAUGGGUAAAGGGAAUGGCCAGUGUCAAGGAUAAUCAUAAUCUUUUCAACGAAAAUUCGACUUUCUCAGAUGUCACAGUCAUCAUCGGUGAAGAAGCCAAGGUCUUCAAGUUACACCGGAUUAUCUUAGCCGCAAACUCAGACUACUUCGUCGGUGCCCUCAAUGAGGCAUUUACAGAAGGGAAGUCGCGCCAAAUUACCAUCCCGCAUAUUAACAGUGAUGUAUUCAAAAGAGUUAUAGAGUACUUCUACACUCGGUCUCUCGGGUUCACGGAUGAAGACCCUUUAGAUUGGGAUCUCAUAACAGCACUAUACCAAGCAGCCGACUACCUUCUUGCACCAAUCCUCAAACAAGAGGUGACAUUGUACCUCGCCAAAAAAAUCGUAGAUUUCAACUUUGCGAAAUACAUAGAAAAGAAUCCAGAGGCGGAAGGCAAAAGUGAGUAUGAUAUAAUGCUAGAAGGGCUUGGGAAUGUGUUUGAGCACUCCACAAUGUCUGACUGGAAUAACAUCAAGCUCUGCACAGAUUGUGUAGAGUGGCGUGAUUUCCCAGUUAGCCCUAACAGCUAUCCCAAUUUUGUAGCGCAGGGGAAAAAUACGACCAUACUUCUCGCAGCACUUUUCGAGUCCUUCCGAGAGAUUUAA
Messenger RNA from Orbilia oligospora ATCC 24927, 1263 nucleotides. RefSeq lists its product as uncharacterized. Gene Ontology annotation, cellular component: cytoplasm. Gene Ontology annotation, molecular function: ubiquitin protein ligase binding. The coding region runs from base 1 to 1263 and encodes 420 amino acids. The record is from RefSeq and is a predicted model, not a curated record. Gene Ontology annotation, biological process: regulation of proteolysis; proteasome-mediated ubiquitin-dependent protein catabolic process. NCBI's taxonomy places the organism in Eukaryota, Fungi, Ascomycota, Orbiliomycetes, Orbiliales, Orbiliaceae. The transcript is spliced from 3 exons.